This is a messenger RNA of Tricharina praecox, 1862 nucleotides long. RefSeq lists its product as uncharacterized. Bases 130 to 1788 code for a protein of 552 amino acids. Lineage: Eukaryota; Fungi; Ascomycota; Pezizomycetes; Pezizales; Pyronemataceae. The record is from RefSeq and is a predicted model, not a curated record. The transcript has a single exon.
CACGUCUUCCACGUCUUCCACGUCUUCCACGUGUUCCCCACUACCACUACUACAAUUAGCCUUGCCAUCAUACAACCUCAACCCCACAACCUCACAAUUUCACCUUGCCAUCCACCUCACAACCUCACGAUGAACCCCGACCCCGAAUCCCACCUCCUCUCGGUCCUCAGCUCCCACGCCUCCUCCCUCGGCAGCGCGGACAUCAGCUGGGCGUUCGCGCACGCCAAGUCGUCGGUGCCGGUAUCGGAGUACAUAAGCACGUACCUUCUCCCGUCGUGCGUUCUCAGCCUCGAGGAGUCCGCGGUGCGCGUGCACCUCGAGAAGACAGGGCAAUGGCGACGUCUCGCCAGCAGCGGCGGGCCGCCGCUAUCGGAGCGCGAGAUCGCGCUGCAGGCCGAGGAUCUACGCGAGCGGAGUAGGGUGCUAAGGGAGAGGGCGAAGGAGGUGCGGGCUGCAGGCGAGACGCUGGCGGGCGUGCGGAGUAGGCGCAGGGCCGAGGGGGAAAGGAGGAAGAGGGCGGACGCGGUGAGGAGGAUGAAGUGGGUUGCUGAGAGGGAGGAGUUGCUCGCGGCGAGGGAUGAUCUUGUGGGGAUUCUGAGGGAGGAGGUCGCGGAUUUGAGGGAUUCGCUGGGGGAUAAUGAGAAGGAGGCGGAGGAGGUGGAGCGUGUGCUGCUCGGUGAUGAUAGGGUGCUCUUGCGGCUGGAGAAGUUGGCCGCUGGGCUAGUGGUCGCCCAGGAGGAGGAUACGCAGGAGGAGGUGGUCGAGAGGAUGCAGGGCCUUAUUGCCAGGCUGGCGGCGGUGGAGACGAGGGCGGUCAGGAAGAGGCUUGAACGGGUCUUUCGCGAGAAGGUGUCGGCGGGGGAGGGUGCCGAGAGAGGGCCCGAGGAGGUGGAGUUGCAGAAGGAGAUCGAUUCGCUGUACGCGGAGAUCCCAACGGUUGCGCAGGGGGCCGCGUAUAACCAGUUUCUAGCCCCGCUGAUGGUCACGAUUGCCGCGGCGACGAAGGAUCGAGGCGAGAAUUGGGCGCUCGGCGGGGAGUAUAUCUGCCAGGUCCUGCGGCAUUUGCGGAACCGCUUGGCCGCGAUGACGAGUUUCCUCAGCAGCUGUCAUGAUCGGGACGGGGCGGUGAUGACAUUGAUCGCGACGAUCGAGCGGGAGGCGGGGGCGACGGUUAUCGCUUCUCACAACGAGCGCCCCAGCACUCCGACCGCGAAGCCCCAACCACCGCGCCGUCUCGGCUCCCCGGUGAAGUUUAACGAUGCGGCAAGCAAGCUCGGGCGAAUACCGUACCUGACCCCCGCACGCCGGAGGGGUAAGAGCGUCGACUUCAGCAAGGACGCAUAUCCGGAGCUGGCGCUGCUCAGCCACUUGGGGAUCUCGCUGCCGCCCGGGUCUCCGUCCCGUAUCGCGUCCACGCCGCCCGUCAUCACAGACUCCUUCCUCGCCGCGCAGAUUGCCGCCGCCGCUGCAAAGGUCGAGAGCGUAUCUGAGUUUCCGACCGACUCGUGGGAAGCGGCGAGAGCACAGGCCGCGGAUGUGGCCAGGCUCCUUCGGGAGGGCUUGUGGGCGGGCAAUGAGUACGAGGUUGCGCCUAAGGAGGGGGAAGGCUCGGUAGUUGUUGUGAGACAGGAGAUUCGUGAUGGUGGGAAGGCUGUUGAGAAUGGCGUUAAGGAGUUGUCGAGUGUUAUGGGACGGCUGAUUGGUAUGGUAGAUGAGAUUGAGGGUCAGCGCGGCGAUGUGGGCAGGGAGGGGAGGAAGGGCGAGUUUGUGGGCCGCUGGGGUAGGUAAACGGACACGGUGCUGUACUGUACUUCAUGAUGACUUUUGUAAUAUUUGUAACGACCGGACUCACGAUGGGGAUG